AUGGCACCUAGAAAUUCAAAUGCAAAUGCAAACUUAAAUGAAUCUCAAUCACAUCUUGAAUUUUCACAAGAUUCUAACAAUGUGUAUUAUCUCAGUUCAUCUGAUUUAAAUACUACAAAACUAGUUCCUAUAGUUUUUUCUGGUUCUGGCUUUGCUGAUUGGAAAGGAUCCAUGGUGAUUGCAUUAUCAGCUAGAAAUAAGCUAGGAUUUGUUGAUGGUUCUAUAUCGAAACCAUCUGGAAAUGCAAAUUUACUGAAAAUCUGGACUAGAUGCAAUGAUCUUGUUAUAUCCUGUUUUCUUGCUUCAUUAGAUCAAGUCAUUGCUAGAUCAAUAUUGUAUUUCAAAACAGCAAGAGAGAUUUGGCUUAAUCUUGAAGAAAGAUUUGGUAAUUUUUCUGGAACUGAGUUAUAUAGUCUGCAACAACAACUGAAUGAUGUAACUCAGGAAGAAGAUGAAAAUAUUUCAGAGUUUUUUACAAGAAUCAAAUCUCUAUGGGAUAUGAUUGAUGGUCUUGAUCCAAUUCCUGCCUGUGUGUGUACUGGUUGCAAUUGCAACAUAACCAAGCUCAUUCUGAAGUCACAACAGAAUGCUAGAUUGUUAUGUUUCUUAAUGAAAGCAAAUCAGAAGUAUGCUUUGGUCAAGAACUCUACUAAGAACAACAGUGAAGUUGUAGCUUUCACAGCAAGGAAGAUUGAUCAAAAACCUUACAAGCAACAAGCUGCCAGAGUUACAUUCAACACUAACAAUAACUCAGGCAACAAUUCUAGCAAGGUUCUCACUGGUAACAAAAGACCUUCACUCUUUUAUUGUGAUUACUGUAAAAUGGGAGGUCAUUCCAUGGAUAGAUGUUGGAAAAUUCAUGGAUAUCCUCCCAAUCAUAAGUAUGCCAAAGGCAAGAAAGUAGCAGCAGUUGCUCAUGGUGAAACAACUGAUGAUGAGAACAGUGAGAUGAUUCAAGCAUCAUUCACUAAAGAUCAGUAUGUGAAGUUGAUGGAUGCUCUUAAUCAACAUAACACUGCAGAUCAGACUGAACAUAAUGCUGGAGGUUCUCUUGGACUGGCAGCUAGUGCUCAACUAGCAGUAUCUGGUACCAAUCACUUCAUAACUAUACCUGAUGGAAGCAAAAUUCAGGUAAAACAUGUUGGAAACAUUAAAUUAGGUUCUCUCUUAGAGCUUAAAAAUGUUUUACAUGUUCCUGGUUUUCAUUUUAAUCUCAUUUCCAUUCCCAAAAUAUGUCAAGAUGAUUCUUACACAAUUAAAUUCACUCAUGACAAGUGUUUCACUCAGGGCCCUUUGAUGAACCACUGCAUGGUUCUUGGUGAGCUGGAGCAUGGUCUCUACAAAUUAAGUGAAGAUGUUCUUUCUUCUGCACCUCUUAAUGUUUCUACUAUAGAUAAUAAUGCUACUGUGUCUACUUCAAACCUUUCUACUUGUUUCACUGCUUGUAAUUUGGUUUCCUAUCAACAUUUUCCUUCACCUUCUAAGGCUUUCCUAGCCUCCUUGCUCAACACUAUUGAACCAACCAGUUAUCAUGAAGCUGCUAAGGAUCCAUUAUGGGUCAAAGCCAUGGAUUCAGAAAUUUCAGCCUUAACGGAUAACAAAACAUGGGAUGUUGUGUCUCUUCCUAAAGGCAAGAAACCUAUUGGUUGUAAAUGGGUUUAUAGAAUCAAAAGAAAAGCAGAUGGUUCCAUUGAUAGAUACAAGGCAAGGUUGGUUGCAAAGGGUUUCACUCAAAAUAUGGUAUAG
Messenger RNA from Beta vulgaris subsp. vulgaris (sugar beet), 1746 nucleotides. RefSeq lists its product as uncharacterized. The transcript is spliced from 4 exons. The record is from RefSeq and is a predicted model, not a curated record. The coding region runs from base 1 to 1746 and encodes 581 amino acids. Lineage: Eukaryota; Viridiplantae; Streptophyta; Magnoliopsida; Caryophyllales; Amaranthaceae.